AUGAGCGUCACUCCAUUGUCGCCGUUCCUACAGGCAGCAGUAACCAGCGUCUCUCCUCCAACCUCAGCGACCCCGGCUGAUACCGUAGCAGGGUCUACAGCUCCCGCUGCCGAGCGAGUUGUCCGCGAUGGCGUCUCGAAGCGCUACCGCGUGCGGGCUAACUACUUCCUGGUCGGCGAUUUGGUCUGGGUGCGUCCUGCGAAGCUGCCGUACUGGCCGGCCGUGGUCGCUGACUGCGAUGAGGCAGCAAACCGCGUACGAGCCCGCUUGAUCGUACCGCCUCCCGCGGCCGUGCUCGCGGCAAACCUCGCCGAGGAGCAGCGGAAGUAUCGGAGGCGCGAGGAGGCGCGACUCGGCAAGAUGCACAAGAAGAAGGCUGAACCGGCGUCGUCAACCGCGACAGGAAACGAGGCGUCGAUUGUCCACGGUCAGUCAUCGCCGUUGGGGCUUGGAGUGGAUAGCGGCACGCUGUCCGCCAGCGGCGGUGCCGCCCCAGCGCCGCCGGAGCCGCAAUCAGACGUGGUCACGGCCAAUGGGCAGGUAGUGUACUUCUUUGACAAGCUGCGCACAACGGAGGAGCUGGACGUCUGCCUGGAGAAUCGUCUGCAACGCAACAAGCACGACGUAACUCUCUAUGAGGACGCCUUCACCCAAGCUGUCCUGCAGGCAAACCGACUCGCGCGCAUCUCUCUCAGCCCUGAGAAGCUGCAGCCGUACGAGGUGUGCGCUGUGGGCAUCGUGCACAGCCUGAUGCGGGCCCAUAUAGAAGCACCGCGCCAGCCGAACACCGGGACGUUCGAGCCACAAACCGGGCUUAUUCGCCUCCGCACUGGGCUUGAGAACGCGGCGCGGGACUUGGCGGGCUUUGAAUUCAUCUGGGUGCUCUUUCAGUUCUCAUUCGCCGCCCCGAUGGCUUCCGGGGAGGGGCAGGAGUCGAUGCGCAAGUUUCGCGAGGCGAGGGAAGCCAGUGCGUCUGCUACCACAAAACCUGCGUUGGCGGUGCCAGACUCCGUGCCUGCUACGGCCGAAAAAGCAUCGCCGACAGCGGAUGGACACGUCGAUGUUUGCCGCGACAGCGACGGCGAGGCGCUGUCGGCGUGGUCGCUCUCCUCUUUUCGGCGGCGGCAGGGAUUCGAUAGGGCUGCCGGUUUCAAGACGAUGAUAAUACCCCCUCGUGAUGAGGAAUGGCGCGGCGUCUUUGCCACACGCAGCCCGCACCGACCCAACUUCAUUGGCCUCUCCUGUGUGCGCCUCGUCGCAGUGCAUGGCCUGGACAUUCACAUAGCCGAUCACGACUUGCUGCACGGUACGCCGGUGCUGGAUAUCAAGCCGUACUUGCCCUACUGCGACGCCCACCCGGACGCGCGUGCGGGGUGGGUCGAGGUGCUGGACGCCAGCGGCAAGGGGAAGGGCGAUCACAAGUAUGAUAGGCAGACAACGCAGGUCCAUCGAGUGAGUCUCGAGUGA
Molecule: messenger RNA, 1467 nt
Organism: Leishmania major strain Friedlin
Lineage: Eukaryota; Euglenozoa; Kinetoplastea; Trypanosomatida; Trypanosomatidae
Exons: 1
Coding region: 1-1467 (488 amino acids)
Source: RefSeq, a predicted model, not a curated record